UCAUCUCUGACCACCAGCAGAAGAUAAUAGAGUGGCGACUGCAGCGGGUGGCGGGGGAGAUAAAUCCCACUAUUAAUUCAGCAAGCGUGAACAAAGUUAUCAUUAGGAUGUUGUAGAUUUACGGUAGUGUAUCCAACAUGUUCACUAGUGUUCACCUAGACAAUGGCACGGGGAGUCAGAUAUCCGCUGCAAUAGAAAUUUAGGUGCUAGACUUUUCGACUACAUCAUAAUGAAGAUCAUAGAGUCAUAUACUUUGAAUACUCAAACCGUCAUCUUUUUAGUAUGGAUACAGAAUAUACAAAAUAUACACGGCUCUAACUCUCCUUGGGUAACAUGGUGGGCGUAUGAAGGUAUCGCUGGACCACAACACUGGGGUUAUUUAAAUCCUGACUGGGUAUUGUGUCAAUCUGGUAAAUUCCAGUCACCCAUCAACAUCGAACCUCGCUGGCUUUUGUAUGACCCUAAACUAAGACGAAUGAGUUUAGAUCUACCCACUACAGUAAAUGGGACAUUUAAGAAUGCUGGAAAUAAUCUCAUCUUUACGCUGGACACUACAGUAUUGUACAAUGGGAACUUCAGCGAUGGCCCAUUACUGUACACUUAUAAACUGUCACAAGUACACAUUCAUAUUGGUCAAAAUAACAGUCAUGGCUCUGAACAUAGAAUAGACGGGAAAUCGUUUGCCGCAGAGAUUCACUUUGUCUGCUACAAUGUCAACCUGUUUAAAUCUUUACCAGAAGCUAGAGCUAUGCCCUAUGGUGUUGCAAUACUGGCUGUUUUUGUCGAGAUUACUCAAAGUUCUGAGAACAACAAUCAAGCUUUAAGUAUUUUAUUUGAUAAGGCUUCUAGUAUACCCCAGCAAAAUCAGGAAACUCGUGUUCAUGAUUUUAAUCUCAAGGCAUUGAUCCCGGAAACAAAUUAUUACGUCACUUAUGAAGGCUCCUUCACACAUCCUGGUUGCCAGGAGACUGUCACGUGGGUUAUAAUAAACAGACCUAUUUUUAUACGUGCAUCGCAAAUAGACAGAAUCAGGUUUCUACAAAAACGACAGAUUGACUCACAGAUGACUUUAUUGGAAGGUAACAUCAGACCACUGAUGCCUCUCAACAAUAGAGUAGUUAGGACCAACAUUAACUAUCAUAGAACUGUUGGUCUGUGUGAUAUGAAACGGACAUCAUUUUAUGAAGGUCUUUUUCAGGAUGUUGUGAUUAGCUCCCCAAUCUGUGCCAGCUAUUUUUUUCAAGAGAGAUAGUCUCUGGAUGCCUUUACUCUGUGUUUUAUCUAUUUGGUUUUUCCAGUCAAUGAUUUGCUCCAUCACUGAAGACAUUGUCCAGAACACAGCAUUCUAAGAUUUAUAUAUUUUUUUUUAUGUAAUUAUGUCAAUAUGCAUAUUGUUCUUACAAUAAAAUAUGUCAUUUUUAUAUAUUUUAUAA
Molecule: messenger RNA, 1433 nt
Organism: Biomphalaria glabrata
Lineage: Eukaryota; Metazoa; Mollusca; Gastropoda; Planorbidae
Product: carbonic anhydrase-related protein 10-like
Exons: 11
Coding region: 230-1252 (340 amino acids)
Molecular function (GO): carbonate dehydratase activity; zinc ion binding
Source: RefSeq, a predicted model, not a curated record